AGUAUGUGUCACGUUCAUGUAUACUAGAUUGUCGUGAUCACUAUUUUUUAUCAUUCUGUCAGCAUAAUUAUCAGUAAUUUGAAACAUUUUUUAAACUCUUAAUACGUGUUUCGCAUGUAUGUUGUGUAACGUUUGUAUCAGGGGGAAUAUAUAAAUGAUCAGAAUCGUCGCAUUUACGCUCAGUUUCCUACAAGGUAUUUAAGAUAAAAUAAGAUCAUCCGUUUGGAAGGAUUCGGUUUGUUAAACUUAAACAUCAUGCGUUGCUACAUAGUACUGCUAGUAUUCUCCCUUAUGGCGUGGACGAACGCCGAAGAAGACUUUUAUCCGGAUAAAUAUGAUUACAUCGAUGUAGACAAAAUUUUGGCGAAUGAUCGUAUGAGAGAUCAAUACUAUAAUUGCUUCAUUGAUAAGGGGCCUUGCGUAACGGCGGAUGCGAUGUUCUUUAAACAGUAUUUGCCUGAAGCAAUGGCAACAAAUUGCAAAAAAUGCACCGCCUUGCAGAAGGAGAAAUUCGAUAAAAUCUCAGACUGGUAUGACAAGAACCAACCAGAUAAAUGGAAUCAAUUUGUGGUCUCAAUGUUGGACAGCAUAAAAAAAUACCAGUUAAACAAAGAGUAAAUAAUUAUGACAAAUUCUUAUUCUCAGUUGAUGUAUACAAUUGAAUUUUAAAUAUUGUACCAACUUAAGUAAUGUAGCGAUAUUACUAUAUCAUCACGAAAUAAAAUUCAAGCAAUGCUU
Messenger RNA from Colletes gigas, 738 nucleotides. RefSeq names its product ejaculatory bulb-specific protein 3-like (gene CSP1). The record is from RefSeq and is a predicted model, not a curated record. NCBI's taxonomy places the organism in Eukaryota, Metazoa, Arthropoda, Insecta, Hymenoptera, Colletidae. Bases 256 to 618 code for a protein of 120 amino acids. The transcript has 2 exons.